UUUAAAAGUUGUAAAUAUGAAUAUAGUACAAAAACUAAGCAAGAACUAGCAAUGUUAAGAACCUUAUAUAAAUUAACUUAUACAUUUAAAAUAAAGAAGAAUUUAUGGAUUCAGCCAUUAAAAAUAUGCUCUAUAACGACAGAAAGCAAUAGUGAAAAUGUAAAAUUUUCAAAAUCCAAAAGCUCAAUUUUACAAUUAAUAAAUACAAGUGGUUUGAAACAAUUAUCACAAUUCAUAGAAGCAUCACAUGCUAAAACAAUAAUAUCAAUCCGUAAGAAGGAUGGACUUUAUAAAUCAUUAAAUGAUUUAUCAUUAAGGACUGAAAUAAAUAAUGAUGUUUUAGCUAAAUUUUAUCAAACGAUCAGUAAUGAAAUCCCUACGCAUAUAUGGAGCAAAUAUAUAACACCUAACAAAAGAAUAUUUCAGAUGCCAGCAACAACAUUGGCUAUACAUGUAGGUCCUUCUGCAAUAAAUUGGACAGUUGUAAAUUGUGAUUUUAAGAUAUUAGAUUGGGAUAGCAGAGUUUGGCGGAAUGAAACUUCAAACAUUACAACUUAUGAUACAAUCAACUUGAUUGCAUCUGUUACUCAACAAUUACCAGUAUGUAAUUGUUAUGUAAUGGAAGAAAUUAAAAUGAUAAAAAAUAAAUCAAGUAAUUUAUUAAUACAAAACCAGAUAAAUACUGGUAUUGCAAGCUGUCUUAAAUUGAUAACAAAUCAAGGAACGAAUAAUUCAUCAAAAAAUAGAUUAUACUUAUUAAAAUCUUUCGCUUCAGCGCGCUAUUUCCAUCUUACAAUUGGUUCUGAAGCAGUAAGUACAGACUAUAUUAUGAAGAAAAUACUAAGUGAUACUGAUGUAGAUGAUGAAAUAUUACAGCGUGUAAAUGUAGAUGAGAAAUUGAAAAGGAAAUACAAUAAAAUGUUUACAGAUGAAAAAGAACAGAUAGGUUGGUCUGUAUUGAAAGCUUUAACAUUUAUGUGUAUAGUUGACAGAUAUAAUAAAUAUGUAUAAUGUUAAA
Frieseomelitta varia is the source of this 1018-nucleotide messenger RNA. RefSeq lists its product as uncharacterized. The record is from RefSeq and is a predicted model, not a curated record. Lineage: Eukaryota; Metazoa; Arthropoda; Insecta; Hymenoptera; Apidae. Gene Ontology annotation, molecular function: DNA polymerase processivity factor activity. Gene Ontology annotation, cellular component: mitochondrial nucleoid. Gene Ontology annotation, biological process: transcription elongation by mitochondrial RNA polymerase; mitochondrial transcription. The coding region runs from base 52 to 1011 and encodes 319 amino acids. The transcript has 6 exons.